This is a messenger RNA of Blastocystis hominis, 624 nucleotides long. RefSeq lists its product as hypothetical. Lineage: Eukaryota; Bigyra; Opalinata; Blastocystidae. Bases 1 to 624 code for a protein of 207 amino acids. The transcript has 4 exons. Gene Ontology annotation, molecular function: protein-N-terminal amino-acid acetyltransferase activity. Gene Ontology annotation, cellular component: NatB complex. Gene Ontology annotation, biological process: N-terminal peptidyl-methionine acetylation. The record is from RefSeq and is a predicted model, not a curated record.
AUGAGAUUGUUUACGACUGACGAUUUAUUCUCCUUAUCGAAUAUUAAUCUCGAUAAAUGGACAAAUACCUUUAGCAUGGAUUUCUAUCUCACAUAUAUGUCAAAGUGGCCUGAUCUGUUUUUCACAGAGGGAGCGCCCAAUGGCGAUCUUGUGGGAUUCGGUGUCGGAAAAAUCGAGGGUGACCCGAACCCUGAAAAACUCGACUAUCGCGGACAUGUUUCUGUCCUCACCAUCGCUCCAGAGUAUCGUCGAGCUCGAUUCAGUCUCACGUUCAUGAAGUUCAUUGAGGAUGUUUCAGAGAAAGUAGAUAACGCCUUCUUUGUCGAUUUGUUUGUCAGGAAGGACAAUGAUCUGGCGGUUGCUUUGUACAGAAAGCUACAGUACUCAGUCUAUCGCCACAUCCUGGAAUAUUAUGGAAACCACAACGAUGCCUAUGAUAUGCGUAAAGCCCUUCCUCGAGACACAAAGAAAGCAUCGAUCGUGUCUCCCUACAGCAAGCCCAUCCAUGUUUCCAAGACCUACACCACCCUUUCCCCUGUUUGCAACAAACACCCCAGCUACAAUCCAUAUUAUUAUAUAAUUACAUUCAAUUGCUUUGAUACUCCCCUUCCCAGUCAAAAAUAG